CCGGGGAUUGCCCUGGGCAGGUCGGUGGGGUUGCCUCGGCUAGCAGUCGCCUGGGAUCACCGCUGGCGCUCGAGGGGGCGGCGCCUCCCGACCCGGUAGUCGGGCGCGCUGCCCGUUUGGUACCUCCCAGCCCUUUCGGAGCCGAGGUGCGGUGCAGCGCCUUUUCCGAGGCGUCUCAGGAAUGAUUGUGGCCAUACCGGACGGACUGCUGAGCUGCUGAAUUGAGUCCAUCUCCUGACCACACUAGGAAGUUGUCUGUGGAGUUGAAAUGUUUAUUGCCGUAACCUCUGCCCUUACGUGAUUAAGGUUGAAAGCCUUUGGGAACUUGCUAUAUGAAAUUCACACGAAUCCUCACCCUUUGCUGUGUCCAUCCUUGGAUUUGAGCCAGCAUGGCUUAUACUACAAAAGUCAACGGUUGUCCUGCAGAAAAAGCAGAUGAAGUUCUGAAUGGAGACCAUAACAAGGAACAGAAAGACCCAUAUUUUGUGGAAACCCCGUAUGGUUUUCAGCUAGAUUUGGAUUUCGUCAAAUACGUGGAUGACAUUCAGAAGGGAAAUACGAUCAAGAAACUGAACAUCCAGAAGAGGCGAAAACCAUCGGCACCAUGUCCAGAAGUCAGGGCCCCACCUGGUCCUCAAGGUGUGUGGACUUCCACUGAAUCCCUGUCGUCCUCCAACAGUGAUGACAGCAAGCAGUACCCCAGCUUCCUCCUAGCCAGGAGCCACGUUACGUCAACCCCGAUCCCACGGCCACCUGCCCCCCUAGAGAACUCAUCUACUUUUGCCAUCCCAGAAAAUCGACAGCUGCUGCCCCCUCCCUCACCCCAACUCCCAAAGCACAACCUUCAUGUCACCAAGACGUUGAUGGAGACCAGGAGAAGGCUCGAGCAGGAGAGACUCACCAUGCAGAUGGCACCGGGUGACUUCAGAAGGCCCAGGCUGGCCAGUUUUGGGGGCAUGGGCUCCACGAGCUCCCUCCCAUCCUUUAUGGGUUCUGCUAAUCACAACCCUGCCAUGCACCAGCUUCAGAACGGCUAUCAGGGCAAUGGGGAUUUCAACAGCUGUGUCCCAGCAGCUCCCACCACGUCCUCCAUCGGGAGCUCCAUCCGGCACAGCCCACUCAGUUCAGGGAUCUCCACCCCAGUGACCAACGUGAGCCCCACGCACCUGCAGCACAUCCGAGAACAGAUGGCCAUCGCCUUGAAACGCCUGAAGGAACUUGAGGAGCAGGUGAGAACCAUCCCCGUGCUCCAGGUUAAGAUCUCUGUCUUGCAAGAAGAGAAAAGGCAGUUGGCCUCGCAGCUGAAAAACCAGAGGGCCGCGUCCCAGAACGACUUGUGUGGUGUGAGGAAGCGCUCCUACAGUGCAGGCAACGCGUCCCAGCUGGAGCUGCUCUCCCGAGCCCGAAGGGGUGGCGGUGGCGGGGAAUUAUACAUUGACUAUGAAGAGGAAGAGAUGGAGAGCGUGGAGCAGAGCACCCUGAGGAUCAAGGAGUUCCGGCAGCUCACGGCCGACAUGCAGGCGCUGGAGCAGAAGAUUCAGGACAGCAGCUGUGAGGCCGCCUCAGAGCUCAGGGAGAAUGGGCAGUGCCCGUCUCGGGAGUGCAAGUCUGUGGCUGUGGGUAGCGAUGAGAACAUGAAUGACAUUGUUGUGUACCACAGAGACUUCAGGUCCUGCAAGGAUACGGCUGUGGGGACAGUCACCGAGACAAGGAAUUUUGGCAUCAGCGUGACAGAAGCCAUGCUCGGGGUUAUUACUGAGGCUGACAAAGAGAUUGAGCUACAGCAGCAGACCAUAGAGGCCUUAAAGGAAAAGAUUUACCGCCUGGAAGUACAGCUUAAAGAAACGACCCAUGACCGGGAGAUGACUAAGCUCAAGCAAGAACUACAGGCUGCUGGAUCCAGGAAGAAAGUUGACAAGGCCACAAUGGCCCAGCCCCUUGUCGUCAGCAAGGUGGUGGAGGCCGUGGUGCCAACCAGAGACCAAAUGGUUGGCAGUCAUGUGGACACAGUGGAUUCGUGUGUUGGGACCUCUGUGCAGACAAGCAGUGUGAGCACCUCCUGCCAUCCUGACCGCAAGAAUCAAACCGUGGGGCCUGAGCUGCCCAUGAAUUGGUGGGUAGUGAAGGAAAGGGUGGGAAUGCAUGACCGAUGCAUAGGGAGGUCUGUGGAGACUUGUGACCGGAGCGUGGGGGUGGAAGUCAGCGUCUGUGAAACAGGCAGCAACACAGAGGCUUCUGGGAGUGACCUAACACUCCUCAAGACAAACUUGAACCUCAAAGACGUGCGGUCCAUUGGCUGUGGAGAUUGCUCCAUUGACGUGAUUGUCUGCUUUCCCAAGGAGUGCACCUCACGAAGCAUGAACACAGAGGCUCUAGGCCGGGAGGAAGCUGCUGUCAUGGCGGUGCCUCAUACCACAAACCAGCACACCAGCACCAAUCUGGAGCAGGUGGACCAGGGCACUAAUACGGAGGCGGCCACCCUGGUGGAGUCCUGCACCAACACUUUCCUCAGCACUCUGGAGAAACAGACCAGCACCCAGACAGUGGAGAUGCGAACGGUGGCCAUAGGAGAAGGCCGGGUCAAAGACAUCAACCCCUCUGCUAAGACUCGGUCUGUUGGUGUUGGGACAGUGCUGUCUGGCUCUUCUGAGUUUGACAAGCCAUCUGCUGUGAAGACCAAAGAGUCGGGUGUGGGACAGAUAAAUAUCCACGACAGCUAUCUGGUUGGUCUCAAAAUGAGGACCAUAGCGUGUGGGCCUCCGCAGCUGACCGCGGGACUGAUGGGCAGCAGAAGGAGCGUGGGUGUUGGGCACGAGCCAGUAGGGGAUCUACCGGAGGAGCCCCCUCAGCCUCAGGUCGCACCUGGAAUGAUGACUGGCUUGAAUCACUACAUCGAGCGCGUGCAGAAGCUGCUGGCAGAGCAACAGACAUUGCUGGCUGAGAACUACAGUGAGCUGGCGGAGGCUUUUGGGGAGCCUCAUUCACAGAUUGGCUCCCUCAAUUCGCAGCUCAUCAGCACCCUGUCAUCCAUCAAUUCCGUCAUGAAGUCUGCAAGCACGGAAGAGCUCAGGAACCCCGACUUCCAGAAAAACAGUCUGGGUAAAAUCACAGGAAACCACUUAGAAUAUACCUGUAAAUGCGGAGGCCUUCGGCCGGGAGGACUGUUAAAUGUGCAAACACCGCAGCCCGAGCAAGAGGCGGGGAUGACAGAAGGGAAGCUCCUUGGGGGCCGUGACCAGUUCCCCACUCAGGGAAAUACUCUGCGCCCGGUGAACCUGACAGAUGACCAGAUAGCCACCGGCCUCUAUGUAUGUCCAAAUAAUGAAAAUACACUGAAGUCUAUCAUGAAGAAGAACGACGGGAAUAAAGAUUCAAAUGGCGCUAAAAAGAACCUUCAGUUCAUUGGCAUUAAUGGCGGGUAUGAGACAACUUCAAGUGACGAUUCCAGCUCAGAUGGGAGCUCUUCUUCUGAGUCAGAUGACGAUGACGCCCUUGAGUCUCCUCCCGAGGAAGAGGAGGAGGAGGAAGAGGAGGAUGACGACACUCAGGGAAUGGCGGAAGGGCACCACGCAGUUAAUAUUGAAGGUUUCAAGUCUGCCAGGGUGGAAGAUGAAAUGCAGGUUCCAGAAUGUGAACCUGAGAAGGUGGAAAUCAGAGAGAGGUAUGAAUUAAGCGAAAAGGUAUUGUCUGCAUGCAACUUACUGAAAGAUAACAUAAACGACCCCAAAGCUUUGACGAGCAAAGAUAUGAGGUUCUGUCUGAACACCCUCCAGCACGAGUGGUUCCGCGUGUCCAGUCAGAAGUCCGCUGUGCCAGCCAUGGUGGGGGACUACAUCGCCGCAUUCGAGGCUGUCUCCCCGGAUGUGCUCCGUUACAUCAUCAACAUGGCCGAUGGCAAUGGGAACACCGCCCUCCACUACAGCGUGUCUCACUCCAACUUCGAGAUUGUCAAGCUGCUUCUGGACGCAGACGUGUGUAAUGUCAACCACCAGAACAAGGCUGGAUACACCCCCAUCAUGCUGGCAGCGCUCGCCGCCGUGGAGGCAGAGAAGGACCUGCAGGUUGUAGAAGAGCUCUUCGGCUGUGGAGAUGUGAACGCCAAGGCCAGUCAGGCAGGACAAACAGCCCUCAUGCUGGCCGUCAGCCAUGGGCGGAUAGACAUGGUGAAGGGCCUCCUGGCCUGCGGGGCUGACGUCAACAUCCAGGAUGAUGAGGGCUCCACCGCCCUAAUGUGUGCCAGUGAGCAUGGGCACGUGGAGAUUGUGAAGUUGCUGCUGGCCCAGCCAGGCUGCAAUGGCCACCUGGAGGACAACGAUGGCAGCACUGCUCUCUCCAUAGCCCUGGAGGCUGGACACAAAGACAUUGCCGUUCUUCUGUAUGCCCACGUCAACUUCGCGAAAGCCCCAUCUCCGGGCACCCCCAGGCUUGGAAGAAAGACGUCUCCUGGUCCCACUCACCGAGGUUCCUUUGACUGACUGUGUAGACACAGCCCUCCGUGUGCGUAUUCCUGCUGGGGUUGACAGAUACUGAAUGUAUAUGGACCAUGCCGAGCUGACCAGCAAACAGAAGAGUAAAGGAACAGGCUAAGGGCCGCCGCUUUUGCAGGGAAAACAGAGCUGGUGGGAAAUGGCCAAGCUAGGUGCAGGCCGCCUCUCUAGCCCUCUGCUUUUCUAGAGCUUGAACACAGCUCUGUGGCCGCUGAGUUGGCUCCGUUAUUUGCAAUGGUAAGAAACGGCAGUCUGGCUCUACCAGGCCAGACUACAACUUCUACAAAUGUAAGCAAGCGUCAGGUUCUCCAUGACCUUGUGGUUUUGAAAUUUUCCACAAAUACUUAUACUUACUAAAUGUGGAGCCACGGGGAAGGCCUUCCAGUAUUCCAUUCCAGGAUGCUUUUGUGCAUUUCUGCUCUGUCUUUUAAAAUAAGAAACUUGAGAUAGAUGACCGAUCAUCAGCAACUUGGUCCCCAGGCUGAUAAUUUCCUGUUUAAAAAAAAUAGAAGAUGGAAAUCUCAAACCAUAUAAACUUACAACAAGAAAUAUUUUCAGUUGGUUUAUCUAGGUGGAUGUAUUAUGUGGCUUUUUAUAUAAAAGACUUCUAUAUGAAAUUAACACAGUAUUUUUAAGUUUUAUAUUCCACAGUACGGUCAUAAAGAAUUAUGUGUAAUGUUACAUUUUUAACAGCUGCCCAACCAUGUCUCUAUCUGGUGAUAAAGGUUGAAUUAGGUUAGAGGAGUGGGUUCCAGAUGUGCCUCUAGGGAAACAUAGGGUAGUUCUCUGUGUGUUUCUAUCAUGUCACAUUUACUUUGGUCCUGUGUAUGUAUUUAAAUGUUUGAAGUGCCUUAGACUCUUGCCAUAUUUUCAGAAUAAAACUUCAUUAAGCUCU
Molecule: messenger RNA, 5382 nt
Organism: Psammomys obesus (fat sand rat)
Lineage: Eukaryota; Metazoa; Chordata; Mammalia; Rodentia; Muridae
Gene: Kank1
Product: KN motif and ankyrin repeat domains 1
Exons: 13
Coding region: 390-4475 (1361 amino acids)
Biological process (GO): negative regulation of actin filament polymerization
Cellular component (GO): cytoplasm; cytoskeleton
Molecular function (GO): protein binding
Source: RefSeq, a predicted model, not a curated record